Messenger RNA from [Torrubiella] hemipterigena, 2617 nucleotides. Lineage: Eukaryota; Fungi; Ascomycota; Sordariomycetes; Hypocreales; Clavicipitaceae. The record is from the annotation of a GenBank genome assembly.
CGGUCUGCAGUAUUUAAUGGAGCCCCACCGGAGUUACGUCGGGCCACCCGCGUCGCCUCGACUUUCCCUAGAGCCUUUUGGCUUGCAACUGUUAACAGUCGACAUCGGCGCAAUAGCUUGCUUCUGGCUUUCUGGAAAGAUGGCUCUGCGGCUUGUACGUUCGCCUUUGGUGCAUUGUUCUGUUUCUCGCAUGCCCAAUUCCAAAUACACCCUCUGGAAAAGGAGCCUGUCCUCGACCGUCCAUCGCAACAUUGCUGCGUUCUCACCCAGCUCGACAACCCAGGAUACAAAAUAUACAGAGCUGUUGAAAUUAUGGCAAAAAUAUCGCGGUGUUGACGACCUUCUGCAUUCUGGCGCAAAGAAUGUUCAGAUUGGGUUUCUAGGCAAGAAGCGAACCAUAUCCAAACAGCUCUCAUUCGCCGACCUAAACACGUCAUCGGGAGAGACAAUACAAAUAUGCUCCAACGCGAAUGUAAACAACGACAUACACACUCAAUUCCGCCAGAUUCCUGCCUUUAGUCCCGUUAUCAUAGAGACCCGACAGCCCACUUCCGAAGAGCAAUCCCUGGACACCUCCUCGAAAGCUACUGUCUACCUCGAAGCUAUACGGCCGCUUAAUAGUGUCCCUAAAGACCUAAUUGUCACACCCGAGGUUGUUUUCCCUCCGGAUAAGCGCCACUUGCAAUUGCGUUUCCAUCCAGAAUUACGCGCUCGUCUCGAAUUCCGAUCAUGGUUUAAGAAUACACUGCACAAGGGCCUUAUGGCCAAAGGGUUUACCGAUAUUGAGACACCAACUCUAUUUAAAUCAACAUCAGAAGGGGCCAGAGAAUUUCUUGUGCCUACGCGGCAAAGGGGCAAGGCAUAUGCUUUGACACAAAGCCCACAACAAUACAAGCAGAUUCUAAUGGGCAGUGGUGUUUCUCGUUAUGUGCAAUGGGCUCGAUGUUACCGCGACGAAGACCUUCGCGCCGAUCGCCAGCCCGAGUUCUCUCAACUCGAUAUGGAGUGGGCAUUUGCUGGCUCUGCAACAGUCCGCAAGGAUAUUACGGAUCUUAUUCUAAGCGCCCUAGCAGAGCUUAAGCCGUCGACUACGUAUAGAGAGAUUCGCAGCCAGCGAAUUCCUCUCGUUCGUGAAAUUACAUUGGAGCAGGAUGCCGGUCCUGAAGCGCACAAUUUCACCCAUAUGACUUUCGAAGAGUGUUUAAACUCGUAUGGUACCGAUAAGCCCGAUCUCCGUAUUCCCAACAAGAUCCAUAUGAUCAAGGACUUGGAACCAUAUCGCAAUUUUGUUGGCAUGAUUACUCAUUUGCCCAACCCCCGCAUUGAAGCCUUCGCAUUUCAUCUUGAGAAUAGCACUCCUGAAGAAACUCGACAACUCAUCUUUGAGUUUAUGGAGAACUUGCCUGCGUCUAUCGCUGAGAAUACUGAUGGAAAGCCCCAGAUACUCGUCUAUGACUCGUCCAAGCCCCUCUGUGGGUUCUCGUCGCUUGGAUUCGAGUUUGAGUCACUCCUUGACCAGAUUACCGAAUCAAAGCCCCUCAAUGAUGGUGAUCUUGUUGUCGUUCAGGCGCGCCCAGAACCAGAGGGCCAAUACUGUUCGGCUUCAACCAAGAUUGGCGACAUCCGCAGUGCCCUAUGGGCGCGCUUGGUAGAGGUUGGCCAAAUGACUAAACCUCGUCUAGGAGAGCCUGGCUCUUUACAGUUUCUCUGGGUCACCGAAUUCCCUAUGUUCAAGCCUUCGGAAGAAGGUGAGCCGGGCCAGGGCGGCGCCUCAGGCUUUGCUGCAGCACAUCACCCGUUCACUGCACCGCGCUCCCAGAAGGAUCUAGAGCUUCUCUUCAGCUCGCCCCUCGAUGCUAAGAGCGCCGCGUAUGAUCUUGUCCUGAACGGAGUAGAGAUUGGCGGCGGCAGCGAACGUAUCCACAUUGCUGAAAUUCAAGAGUUUGUCAUGAAGGAUAUUCUGUUGAUGGAUGAGGCCCGUAUCAAAGACUUUUCGCAUCUUUUUGCGGUUCUCCGGUCUGGAUGUCCACCUCACGCAGGCUUUGCGCUUGGAUUUGAUCGCCUGACUGCGCUUCUGACAGACACGAAUUCGGUUCGAGACGUGAUUGCGUUCCCGAAAACGAUGAAGGGCGAGGAUCCCUUUGUUAAGUCGCCAAGUAAAAUUACAAAUGAGCACUUGGCCUCGUACGGAUUGCGUAUUGGCUCUACCAAGGAAUGAAGCUAAUGCAGCUCGUAACAUUACUGUAUUAUAGAAUGUAAAUAUGUAUACUAGAAUCGCCCGAUACCCGGCAAAUCAAAGGGAAUUCGUAGUUCACUGGGAUGCUUUCCAAUAUUAGACGGCACUUAAUUCUACCAAUGAUUAAAUUAGAACCCUGCGUCCUUUAUUGAAGUUACCCGUCAGAAACAAUCGAACACAUCGCAAUCAGCAUUUUGAGGUGCAUAGUAAGACUGGUUGUAAACAGUACUUGCAUCAUCUAUUAGCCGAACAGCUGGGCAUGUUGCAGUGCCAAUCAUAAGUUAAUCAUUUAAAGUGCAUAGUUUUAAUUAUGCACUAAUUUCUUUUUCAAAAUUAUUAAUUUGAUUUUUACGAUUAUUUUCCAUGUCUAAAAGAUUGGCA